Messenger RNA from Esox lucius (northern pike), 2441 nucleotides. It is a transcript of the gene gcnt3, whose product is annotated as glucosaminyl (N-acetyl) transferase 3, mucin type. Gene Ontology annotation, cellular component: membrane. The coding region runs from base 254 to 1576 and encodes 440 amino acids. Gene Ontology annotation, molecular function: acetylglucosaminyltransferase activity. The record is from RefSeq and is a predicted model, not a curated record. NCBI's taxonomy places the organism in Eukaryota, Metazoa, Chordata, Actinopteri, Esociformes, Esocidae. The transcript has a single exon.
UACUAGCACAAAAGGUUUGCAUCACGCCUGGAGACCCGCCAAUUAGAGUUUUAGGGCUAGGGUUACAUCAUGCCAAUGUAACAGGUCUACACCACACCUAUUCCUGGAUUUCUGGGAGGUGUGAGUCAGGUAUAUGAGUUGAGAAGUGGAUUAGGCACAUCAUUCAGUUGUGUUGCUGUGGUCCACAUAGAUACUUCCACCAGAGCAUACUACAUCAUUGAACUAACAACACAUCAUUGAGAGAUACCAUAAAAUGGCUGCUGUGAGUUGGUCAAAAACAUGUAAAAUCCAAAAGAAUCUGUCUCUGAUCCUGUUGAGUAUUUCUGUCUCUCUGCUCCUGUGGACAACUAGCAGACACUCAAUCUCCUCUCACAGAAGCCCUCUGAUUGCUCUGGACUUGCCUCCCGGCUAUGCUGCCGACCUGCCAGCCUGCUCUGCCAUCAUCCGGGGAGAUGUGGAGGGUCUGGAGAAGGAGCAGCUUAGUCUCCUGCUGAAAUCCAAGAAGAAGAGACAGCUGCUGUCGGAGGGGUUCUAUCAAAAUGUGACUCAGGACUGUCAGAGGUACAUCACAGAUAGAGGGUUUAUCACCGUUCCUGUCAGCCAGGAAGAGAAUAACUUCCCCAUUGCUUUCUCCAUGGUGGUCCAUGAGAAGAUUGAGAUGUUUGAAAGGCUGUUGCGUGCCAUCUACACUCCUCAGAACGUCUACUGUGUUCAUGUGGACCAGAAAACGUCUGAUAACUUCAAGAGUGCAGUAAGUUCUAUCGUGUCCUGUUUGCCCAAUGUGUUUCUGUCCAGUAAGAUGGAGAGUGUGGUCUACGCAUCCUGGUCCAGAGUGCAGGCUGACCUGAACUGUAUGGAGGAUCUGCUGAAGUCACCUGUCCAGUGGAGAUACCUGCUGAACACCUGUGGAACAGACUUCCCCAUUAAGACCAACGCUGAGAUGGUUCAGGCCCUCAAGCUGCUGAAUGGGAAGAACAGCAUGGAGUCAGAGACGACCAAUGACUACAAGAAGGGCAGAUGGCAGUUCCAUCACAACGUCACUGACAGAGUGGUCCGGACGGAGGUUAAGAAAAGCCCGCCACCAAUCAGCACCCCCAUGUUCUCUGGCAAUGCCUACUUUGUGGUGUCCAGGGCCUUUGUCCAUCAUGUGAUGGAGUCUCAGGAGGUCCGGGCACUGCUGGAGUGGGAGAAAGACACUUAUAGUCCAGAUGAACACCUGUGGGCCACUCUGCAACGAAUGCCCUCCGUACCAGGCUCCAACCCACCCAACAGUAAGUAUGAACAGUCAGAUAUGAACGCCAUAGCCAGGUUAGUGAAGUGGUCAUACCUGGCUGGUGAUGUGAGGAGUGGAGCUCCGUACCCUCCCUGUUCUGGGGACUACAGGAGAGCUGUGUGUGUCUAUGGGGCUGGAGACCUACAGUGGCUCCUAAAGCAUCACCACCUCAUUGCUAACAAGUUUGACCCUGAGGUGGAUGAUGUGGCUAUCAGGUGUCUGGAAUCAUACCUGCGCUUCAAAUCAACACACAAAGAAACACUAAGGAAUGUGGAAUCUGUGAGAAUCAGACAAAAAUUAUGAAAUUAUGAUAUAAAGUAUAUUUGAAGGAUGUCUUAAGUUGUUAAAUGCCAUUUCUGGUACUGUAAGAUGGAUGUAAAUAUAGUAAUCAUUUUUAAAACAAAUGUAUUUUAACUUAAUAUUCAAUAUGGUAUAGAGUAAUAAAUUAAAUUACUUAAUUACUUAGUAAUCUGUAAUUUUGUACUGUGCAAUUUUCUAUCUAUUAUUAUUACUUUCAGUUGUGUAUCAAUAUUAUCACUUUCAGUAAUGUAUCAUUAUUAUCGUUAUUAUUACAUUCAGUAAUGUAUCAUUAUUAUCGUUAUUAUAACUUUCAGUAAUGUAUCAUUAUUAUUAUUAUUACUUUCAGUUGUAUAUCAUUAUUACCAUUAUUAUUACUUUCAGUUGUGUAUCAUUAUUAUCAUUUUCAGUAAUGUAUCAUUAUUAUCGUUAUUAUUACUUUCAGUAAUGUGUCAUUAUUAUUGUUAUUAUUACUUUCAGUUGUGUAUCAUUAUUACCGUUAUUAUUACUUUCAGUUGUGAAUCAUUAUUAUCAUUUUCAGUAAUGUAUCAUUAUUAUCGUUAUUAUUACUUUCAGUAAUGUAUCAUUAUUAUCGUUAUUAUUACUUUCAGUUGUGUAUCAUUAUUACUUUCAGUAGUUUAUCAUUAUUGCAGUUUUGUUACUUAUAUUGGCAGGGUUUAAAUUUGUAUAUCAUGCAAUUACUUUUUAAUGUCAGAAGCAAUUAUUAUUUUCUUAAUUAAUUCAUGAAAUUCAAACAAUAUCUUGAGUUAUACUUUUGUUGUUAUAUGGUUGUUUGUUAUUGAAGUAAUUGUAUUUCCUUCAUCUUGGCUUGUUGAUGCUGUAUAUUGGUCAAUUAAAGGUUUUGAAGUCA